UCUAUAUUGGGCGGGACUGCUACUUCAAAAUUUCAGCGGCUGUGCACCUUUUGUUGUUGACGUUCGAGCGCAUUGAAGUUUUAGUUUAACUAAUUCUACAUUUUUAUAGGUUUUUCCACGGUAUUUGAGGUAUCGACCUCUUUUGUCGGUCAUGUCUUUCUCAAGAGCUCCAUUAAAGAGAUUUAACGAGCAUGUCGGUUGUGCUCCUCCACCUGGUACAUAUGAUGUGAAGUCUGCUGAUGUGAAAGGAACUGCAUCAUUUCAUAAAGCAGAGCGCUUCAGAACUGCUCCACAAACAGCGGUACCCUUGCCAUCCCCCUCCAAAGAAGUACCCAUGUCUCCUGUUCGGAGGACCAUGUCUGUUGAUGGUUUGGCUGAUGCAUUAAGUUCCAAAAAGGACAAAAAUGGUUUCACACUUGAGAGGAAACAUCAGCGACUACUAGAGAAAGAGAUCCGUUCUUUGGUGCAGCAGAGAGGAGAGCAGGACCGCAGGCUGCUGACCCUGGAGGAAGAACUGAAGAAGCUGGAGUCUAAAUUGCUUGUAGCUGUCAGAGAGAAGACCGGCCUCGCUGCCAAUGUGGCUUCUCUCGAGAGGCAGCUCGCGGAGUUGAAGAAAGCAAAUGAGUUCCUGAAGACCAAGGUCUCUGCUGAUAUCACCAAGAAGAAGAUCAAUGCUCUUUCCAUUGAGCUCAUUGAGGCAAAAAAUAAACUCGAUGCCAAAGACAAGGAACUGAGCUUUCUUCAGAUCAGCUCCGAGGGGAAAGUAAAGGUCUUGGAAACAGACCUGGAGACUGCCAGAGCAACUUUUAGAGUUCUUGUGGAAAGGAACAAAGAUCUUGAGGACCUUCAUCAGGAGACAAGAGUCCAAAAUGAGCAGCUGGAGAAUGAAAUGGAUAAAUUGCACAACAUAAUCCAGGAGCUGAGGGAGGAAAUCAAAGCCCUGCAGAGUUACUUGGACUCAGCAAAUGAAGAGAUUCAGGAUUUGCGGAUUAAGCUUCAGGACAAAUCCACCGUGGAGCGCCGGUUCUCUGACACUCAAGAGAACCUCAGUGAUGUGGAGAAAAAGUUGGAGAAAUGUACCAGUGAGCUGCAGGACUGUCAGGAUGUGCUGAAAGUAAAGGAAGAGGAGCUGCAGGUCUCCCAGAAGGCUCUAGAAGAGAAGGAGAGGGAGGUGGAGCAGCAUGUGCAGGACCUCCAGGCAUCGCAGGCCUCACUGAAAGAGCUGGAGGAGCAGAUGCAGCAGGGAGCGCAGGAUCUCGAGGAGUCCCGGAGCGUGGUACGGCUGCAGGAGCAGGAGCUGGCCCGCGUGAAGGAGGUCUUGAGGAGAACGGAGGAAGAGCUGGAUCAGCGUGUGGCACUCAUGGGGGAGCGAUGCUUGGUGCUGGAGGAUGAAAGAGCCAGGACUCAGGAGGAGGGUCUGCGACGGGUGCAAGAGCUGAAGGCAGAGAUCAGCUCAUUGGAGGGGAGUAGGAAGACCGAGAAAGAAGCAUACGAAAAGCUGAAGGAGGAACAUGAUGCAUUGACAAGACAGAUGGAAGAGGAAAAGACUCACAGCGACUCCCUGGCUAGCAUGCUUGAGCGACUGAGAGAUGAGACGGAGGCGGAGAAGAGACAGCUCGGCGAGGAGCUGGAGGAUGUGCUCGAGGAGCUGUCACAGCUGGAGAAGCAGGAGCAUUGCAGUGAGGAGGCCGUCCAGCACCUCACGCAGAAGAACCAGACACUGGAGCAAGAGCUGAAGAACACUUGCACAGAGUUAGAGAAGAAGUGUGCUGAGAUGCAGAAUUUAGAAGAGGCUCAUGUGAUGACGAUCAAAAAACUAGAAGAGGAUCACAACAGCUGUCUUGCUAAGCUGGGAGAUGUGGCUACUGACUUUGAGAGCACAAGACUGUUUCUGGGUGAGCAGAAGGAGCAGGCCCAGGCUCAAGCCCAUCAGCUGCACGAGGAGAUGAACCAACUCAAGCAACAGCUGCAGCAGGACCAGCAGAAACUCAUAAGCUUCCAGGAAAUGCAGGAUAAACAGCAAGAGGAGCAUGCUAGGAUGCUUUUAGAAGUUCAGACUAAGCUGGCUCAGAGAGAGGAAGAGCUGAAGCAAGCAGCAGAGACUCUGAGUGAGGAGCUGAGACGCCUGCAGGCGGAGGUGGAGCGGGAGAGAGGAGAGCGAGAGCAGGCUCAGGCCCAGCUGGAGAGAGAACAGAAGAGGAGGCAGUCAGUAGAGGGCUGUUCUGCAGAAACCAGCAGGCUGCAGGGCCGCGUGGAGGAACUGGAAGAAGAGGUCUCUGAGCUGAACAGGCAGGUGCAGGAGGAGAGAGACGCUGUUCGGCAUCACGCUGUUGAGUGGCAGCAGGAGAGACAACAGCUAUGCAGACAGAUGGAAGAGGAAAGGCAAGACUAUCACAAACAACUCGCAGAGACUCAGCUGCAAAGCACAUGUGAUGUGGAGACCGAGCGCUGGAGAAACUUGUAUGAAGAGCUCUAUGCUAAAGUAAAACCAUUUCAGGAACAGCUGGACCACUUUGCAGCAGAGAGGAACGCUUUGUUGAAUGAGAAAGGAGCCACGCAGGCAGAGUUGAACAAGUUAGCCGAUGCCUACGCCAAUCUGAUGGGUCAUCAUAACCAGAAACAGAAGAUCAAACACUUGGUCAAAAUAAAAGAGGAGAACUUUGAGCUCAAACAAGAAGUGUCCAAGCUAAGGGCACAGGUCUGGAAACAGAAGCAAGAGCUGGAUCGGCUCAAAUCCAGCCAGAUGCCACAAAGAUUCAACCCCAGCAAGGCUUUCAAACACGACCUCAAAGAAAACCAGCAGCCCACCUCAGCUCUUACACAAGGCAACAAAAAAUGUUAUUAAACUAUCAAGGACUACCUUUGUAAUGCCCGUAGCCUAUGGAUGACUUUGCAACAACACUGUGAUGGGAUGGUUAAGAGCUCAAAUGUCCUGACUGUGCCUCUGACAAUAAUUUAUUUGUUUUAUUUUGUAUAUUAAUUUCAUACUGUGGUAUUACCGUUAUUUUUUACUAUAUCCCCCUUUUAAAUGUUGCUCUUGAUUUGGCUACAGUGGUGAAAAUGUGCUUUUAUGGGCUUAGAUUCACAGAAUUUUCUGUUAUCUGGUUUUGUUCAGCAAUGGGCAGCUAUUGUCUUAAACUCUUUUUAAAAAGUUCAAAGUUAGCCCACUCUCUGUUCAGAAGUCUUCACCGAGCCUUGUGAGGAGCUGUUUUGUUUAACUUGCUCAUAUUUUCUAUAAAAUUUUAGUUUUUGCAAUA
Messenger RNA from Carassius auratus (goldfish), 3257 nucleotides. Its product is annotated as hyaluronan mediated motility receptor-like. The record is from RefSeq and is a predicted model, not a curated record. Bases 152 to 2845 code for a protein of 897 amino acids. The transcript has 20 exons. Gene Ontology annotation, cellular component: membrane. Gene Ontology annotation, molecular function: hyaluronic acid binding. Lineage: Eukaryota; Metazoa; Chordata; Actinopteri; Cypriniformes; Cyprinidae.